This is a messenger RNA of Pyrenophora tritici-repentis Pt-1C-BFP, 1410 nucleotides long. The record is from RefSeq and is a predicted model, not a curated record. Lineage: Eukaryota; Fungi; Ascomycota; Dothideomycetes; Pleosporales; Pleosporaceae.
AUGGCAGACGAAGUUCCCACGGCCGUGCCGCUUGCAACACCAGCCGGCUCGUCAUCGCUCUCCUUCACCCAAGGCUUCCUGCUCGGCCAGCUUUCCAUUGCAAUCUUGAUUUUCUGCUUCAUAAAGUUCUUUAUCUUUGGAGAACCCCCGUCGGCCGAUGACCGAGCAUUGCACCUCAAUUCGCUCAGACGGGCGCGGACACUAGCACACCAGCAGUCGUACAAGCAAUUGCGGACGCGCGCGAACUCUACGUCCCUGUCACUCCGCCACAAGCCCUCGACAAGCAUAAUACGAAAGGGAGAAGAGACCAGAGGCGGACCGAGCAUAGCCACCAUCCUCGCCAAGACAUACUACAAUGUGAAGGGACACCAACCCGAGAGUCUGGACUGGUUCAACGUGCUCAUUGCGCAAACCAUAGCACAGCUGCGAGCCGAUGCGCGACAGGACGAUGCCAUUCUUACCUCACUCACCGAGGUGCUCAACACGGGCAGCAAGCCCGACUGGAUAGGCGAGAUCAAGGUGACGGAGAUAGCGCUGGGCGACGAAUUCCCCAUCUUCAGUAACUGCAGAGUCAUGCCCGCGGAAGAUGGAUUCUGGUAUGGACCAGGAAGCACAGGCAACGACAAGGAAAGGCUACAGGCCCGAAUGGAUGUUGAUCUGAGCGACGUCAUCACCAUCGGUGUCGAAACGACGUUGAAUUUGAACUGGCCAAAGCCCAUGUCUGCAGUUCUGCCAGUUGCGCUGGCCGUGAGCAUUGUGCGCUUCUCGGGAACCCUGGCAAUGUCAUUUAUACCCUCCUCAUCGCCUCCGUCUACCACAGCGCCCAUGCCGUCGCCGACAAGCAACACGCAUCGCAGCUCUUCUCCAAGCCGCCCUGCAUCCUCCUCUGGCGCGCCACCGCAUCGACCAACGACGCUGGCAUUCACCUUCCUCGAUGAUUACCGACUCGAUCUUUCCGUGCGGUCGCUAGUCGGAUCACGUUCGCGGCUUCAGGACGUGCCUAAGAUUGCGCAACUCAUCGAAUCCCGCGUCCAUGCCUGGUUCGACGAGCGCGCCGUCGAACCUCGUUUCCAGCAGAUCGUCCUCCCCUCGCUCUGGCCACGAAAACACAAUACCAGAGGCGGAGCCCCCGAGGACACUGAAGCAGCAGCAGAAGGGGAAGAAGGACUAGACGAGGAUGAUUUCGCCGUCGUGGACGGUAACGGCACAGCUCCUGGUUCAACGUCCUACAUACCCAGUCCCAUAGCCGAGAACGUGACGCUGGAAGAGCGCAUAGAAGCAGAAGGUGCGAAAAUGCGGGAAGCAGAAAUAAGAGCAGGCGUCCGCAAACCUAGCGCGUCGCAAGAGCGCAGUCGAGGCAGGGACGACCGUGCAGAUGGCAUGCGCUGGCGAGGGGCCUUGCCUCGAUGA